CGCCAUCCAGCAUCCAGCGUCCAGCGUCCAGCGUCCAGCAUCCAGCCGAAUCUGGAAUCGAUACCAGUGAACUGGGUGUGAACGGAAGGAGACUGGCUCAUUACUUGCCAUUGUUUACUUCUGAGUGUGUGCAUUCUCACCGCUUCCCAUUCUGACUCUCCUCUUUCCUUCCCACUUCUUCCCACUGGCUCAGCCACAAUACAAACAGCUCAUCAGCAUUUGGCCCUGGAGGACCUGCGGACUCAGGGGAGGAGGGCAGAGGCGGCGGGCGGGAGCAGCACCGCGGCGGUGACAGCGCACAGCCGGGCCCGGCCGCGCCGCGCCGCACCGCAGGACGCCCAUGCCCGGCCCGAGCCGCCCAGGGAUUGCUCAUGAGGCCUCUGGCGAGCGGGAGUAGGAAGAACCGCGGCGUAUCCCUGGGGCUCCUGGCCCUCUUCCUGGCCGCAGCCCGGUGUCUGCAAAGUCAGGGCGUGUCACUGUACAUCCCCCAGUCCGCCAUCAAUGCCACGGUGGAGGAGGACAUCCUGCUCUCGGUUGAGUACUCCUGCCAUGGCAUCCCCACCAUUGAGUGGAGGUAUACGUCUAACUGGGGAGCGCAGAAGAUCGUGGAGUGGAAGCCAGGGACUCAGGCCAACAUCUCCCAGAGCCACAAGGACCGACUCUGCACCUUCGACAACGGCUCCAUCCAGCUCUUCAGUGUGGGCGUGAGGGACUCCGGCUACUACGUCAUCACGGUGACGGAGCGCCUGGGGAGCAGCCAGUUUGGCACCAUCGUGCUGCACGUGUCAGAGAUCCUCUACGAAGACCUCCAUUUUGUUGCCGUCUUCCUGGCUUUUCUCGCUGCUGUGGCUGCGCUGUUAAUCAGCCUCAUGUGGGUGUGUAACAAGUGUGCAUACAAAUUCCAGAGGAAGAGAAGACACAAACUCAAGGAGAGCACCACCGAGGAGAUCGAGCUGCAGGAUGUGGAGUGUUAACCAAGGCUGCGCCCAGUUCCAUUCCUACCUCAGAGGGAAAGUGUUAUUUUUCCAACAAAAGGGGCCAACAUGGCGGAACCACCCUCCCAUCCUCCUGUUGGCCAGCCUUGACCAGCCAUUCCUGAAGGCGCUAGGGCUGUGAACAAAAUCAGCUGUGUGGAGUUGAGGACUUGGGUUGGACAAAAUCAGUUCUAGCACUCACAAGAAGUUCAGGGAGGCCUGGCUGCUUGCUCAACUGCGCUCUGGGGCCGAGGCCAGGGCGCAUCCAGACUGAGCGUGCAGCCAGCCCUAACAAGCUCUCUGUGUUCUUCCCGCCCAGCCUGUCCCUCCCACCUCUGCCCGGGGAGCUUCUGUGAAAAGUUCUACCACGGUCUGCCUGCCGGGCAGAGGUGGAAGCUGCGAGGCUGCCUGAGGUGCUCAGAGCAGGGCCAGGCCCUGGGCUGGAAGCUUUAAGGUGAAGAACUUCAUUUGUGCAUGAGGGACCAGCACUGGAAACAGGAAUUAGGGAGAAGAUUGCUUUUCUCUUCCUCUCUUAUUCUGACAUUAAUUGGAUUAUCCCCUCCUAUGGCCUCAAUUUAAACCCGUGGGAGGAACCGGGAUAUUCUUAGCCACUGUGGGCAGCAACUGGUGUCCAAAGGACUUCCUGACAAGCUGGGUCAUGGUACUUGUGUGAAAGUGAGCCUGCGUGGGGGCUGGAAUGACUGGAACGUUACCUGAGGCUUCAGAUCUCCGCCCCUCAGUCACCAACUCUUUGUUUCCAGUCAGGCCCUUGCGCUCUCCCAAGUGGGCUUAGGGAUGCUUGCCGCUCACCUACCUCACCAGGGUAUCACAUGAAGCCCACAGUAUGCAUGGAGCGCCUGGGCAGUUGAAGAAAAAGCAUGAAGAUUCUUCAAGGAUCUGGAAAGCAAUAAGCCUUCUACUGAACGCUGCCAAAAGGCCCAUGGGCAGGAAACCGGUUUGGAUCUGGGCAGCGGCUGCUGGAGUUCUGUGUCCUCUUCAACACUCCCUGCUUUCCAGAGCUGAACUUCUUGGCGCGCCAGAAGUCAGGCAUGGCCGUCUUCAGAAUACAAGGAAGCGUGGAGAGAUGCCUGGCUGGCUCAGGAGGUGGAGCACGUGACUCUUGAUCUCAGAGUUGUGACUUCAAGCCCCAUGUCAGAUUGGACCUUAUAAUGUGGACACAGAGGGAGGUUGAAUUCCUUGGAUGCAACAGACCUGUGAUUAUGCAGACCUCCUUGAUAACCCUUACACAGCAGUCUUUGUGAAUCUGUGCUCUGUGAAGUAUGCCUCCAGGAUGAAUUUCUGGAAGUAGACCGGUAGACAGGAAGCAGCAAGCUCUAGAACAAAGACCAAGCUCCGGUCACUGAUGGAGUGUCAGUCGCACGCACGUCCCGGUGCUUGCUAUUUCAGACGGAGGGUUUGUUGGGGAUGAAUGACCUAUGAUGUCCGUUCCCAUCCUAAAGUGCAAUUCCAAGAGCCUUUGGCCCCAAGUACAUAAGGCCGUGAAGACGUGGAGCAGGAAGUGAAGGGAGAAUGAAGGUAUGGAGACGGACCACACAGCAUGGCUAUCAAAAUGAGCUGGAGAAAAAGACAAUUUUCAUGGCCACAGAUGCACUCAGUCUUUACCAUCUGUGAAUGUGAACAAUGCAGGACAUUCUGAAAUGCUUUCUCCUACUGGUAAAUGAAAAUACCGGUGGCAUCUUCACUGCUUCCCAAAUUCGAAAACGCUUGACUUUUCGAGUCGUUUGAUGUUUGGUAUCUGCACAGCACUUUGGAAUUUCAUGCCCCUUACCAACUGUACUGAGGGAGGCCUCUGAACCAUCACUGAGGUGAGCAGGGGGCAUCCUUGUCCUCGCUGUACACCCGAGGGAACUGGCUUCGAGGGGGCAGCCUUGCCAAACGGAUGCAGCUGAGCAGAGGGAGAACCGACAUCUGAACGAUGCUCCUGCCGGCCUGCGAACACAGAGUGAGGGACUAACUGGUUUUCUCCAACUGGUCUCCCAAGUUUCACAGCGCCUCUUUCCAACACCAGGUUAUUCAGGCUGCAACAAUAAGCUGGAAAAUGUGAAUCGACACAAGGCCCAAGAGCUGCCAUUUCCUGCCCCUCCCCCACCAUUACCUCAAUUUCUGUAGUGGGUCAUGGCUCUUCACUACCCAGUGAUUUAAAAUAAUGGAGACAGGAAUGCAUAUGAAGAUGGUGUCAGUCUUCAACUGUUCUACUCUCCUCAGAUGAAGUUUAAGAGAACAGGAGGUCGUCCCUGUGCAUGCGCUCUCUGCUCUGCUCAGCGUGGUCCUGUUGAACUAGCUCAUGACGAGAGAGAAGAAGAAGCAUCCAGAAAUGUUUGCUUGAUAGCCAAUUUUAUGUCUAUUAUCAUAAAAUGGGAGGGUUUUUGUUUGGUAUCCCUUUAAAGUUUAAUUUUUCUAAUUCAUUUUUAUUUACCAAAAUACCAAUCUGCAGUGGAUGGAAAUUUUUUAAAAUGUUAAUCCUCUGGCAAAAGUCCAUGGAGAUUUGCUGUAUCAGAGUGUGAGCCCUUAAAAUCACGUAAGACUCCUCGUGGGAGAAGAGCUGUCCAGAUGAGCUCAGGAUAAUUAGCUAAGGCAACUUUUGUGGGCUACCAUUGAAAAGGCUUAUUAAUUCAGAUUCAGACUGAUUUUUUAAAAAAUUUCUGUGUAAAGAAGGAUUAAAAGGGGACAGAAAAGCAAAUACGAAGAUGUUACGGUAUUUGGGGCUUACAAACUCCAUUUUUCUUUUAAACUUUUUAAAGUUACUUCAGAGUCACCUUAUACAUGAUUAAAAGGGUUAUCUUCUAAAAAACUGAAAGCAUUUCUCACAAGGAAAACACUGCUUAUGUAUUACUUAUGGUGGUUCCAAUCCACCAAUCCAUUAGUAUUUUCCCCCCAGGAAAGAAUGUUAAAGGAAUAAGACAGGAGGAGAGUCUCACUGGAAGAGGAGGCCAGGGUUCCUGGGGGGAGGCUGGAGAAGGGCAGGGGCAGGUGCGGAGAGGUGUGAGCACAUCCGGUCCGAAUGGGCGGAGGUCACUCACGUGGGGGAAAGAGACCAAAAGAGAGGACCCAAGGAAGCCCUAGAGGUCCAUUACACCCUCUGUGCCUUCAGCUUGCACCUUCCAGGAAGCUCUCAAAGUACCAGUCUUGGUGUCAGACCUGGCCAUACCUAAGACAGCUGAAGGAAGAGGUACUUGGUUUGUUGAGACAAGCGCUGGCUCCCCCUGCAGGCACUGUGUGCUGUUCCACUUGCUUCUGGGGUGAGUGUGCUCCUGGAGGAAUGCUCCAGGAUUAUGAAUUAUGCAUUCAUGCUCCUGGAUGAGUCAGCAUUCCUGACUCACAAGAGUGUUUAGAUAUCCUUACGCAAUCUUUUCAACAAAUAGUGGAAUGAGACGCGUUGGCAAAAGACAGUAUAUUUAUAAGAGUUCAGAGAAGAUCUGGAAUUUUUAACCAUAUGCUUUAUUUGAUGACAACAUCAAAGGGAUACUUGAAAAGUUGAAUUCAAACCCAUAAAUUAGUAACCUUUCAAGUUAACUGCAUAAAAAAAGUUGUUCUGCAUCUCCCCUACUUAUAUCCUAUCACUGUACAUAAGUGUCUGCAUUUCAAAGCACUGUCACUUAUAAAGUGAAAUGUUUCAAAAUGCUAGGUAAACAUUUGUUGUUUUUUUUUUUAAACAAUGCUCUUUUGGAAAGUUUCUCUUCCUUGUGCUUAGAGUUCAUCUCAAGUUCGUUUCUGGAAACUUCUCUGGAAAAAAAUAAACUAGAAACGGUUCUGGAAACAAAAAUCAUAGUAGGCAAGGGCUAAGUGCAGACAUAAGCAGCUCCAUUUUAUAAACAAAGUUUCGACCUUCCAUUUUAUUCCACUGAACUUCUCUGAACGGUCCACGAAGAUGAUUCCAUUUGCUAUCUUGUAAAACGUCACUUUUUGGAAGAUCUUUACACUGGUUACGGGGAAACUGAACCAUGAUCUUGCUUCCACUUUCAGGGCCGUUACGAACUGUGGAGCAAAACCAAAAUAUCAAUGUAAUUUCCAAACUAGAAAACAAGGGUCCCACAACUUCAUUCUACCACGAAUACAAAAACCUUGUCUACCAACUUGAAAGCUCUUGUUAAAAAGAGGCGGUCAGUUUUAAUAUGCUAACCACCCUCCCCCAAAACCCCCAAAGCUUGCUUAUUUAUAUAUACUAGGCCAAUAUAAGUAUUCAUGAAUUACUGUUUGCACCAUAAAAAUGGAGCAAGAUGAAUUCUGGCUUAGGAAAGUCAAAUGUCCUAUGUAUUUUCACAAGAUCAAUCUAUAUUUCUUCUAAAACAUGUAAUACACACCUGAUAUGAAACUCAAACAUUUGGAAUCAGGACUGGGAGAGAUGCAGACAAGAUUUUUUUGAAUUAAGAACUUCAGGUUUUAAUGAAGCUUCAUCACUCAGCAAAGAAGAAAUGGGCAUUCUGAAACUCUUAUCAAUAAAGACCUGGUAAUGACCAAGCCUGCAGAUUCACAAGCUGUGAUUCUGUGGGCUAAGUUUUCUAAUUACUCUUUCAAAUAUUUAGAGCAGGUAUUAGAAAAGACCAUAGUAAAGAGCAAGUACUCCAAAGAUCAUUUUCAACUAGAUAACGCAUGUUCAUUAAAGUGCCCUGGACAGAGUCGGGGCUUAAAAAUCCCCUCUCCUCUCUGGUCCAUCCGUUCACCUCUUUGGGGACCACAUGUAACUUGGCCUAUUUGCAGCAGUACAUUUCCCAAAAGCAUUUAUCCAUCAAAGGUUUGGUUUGAUACUUCAGGGUAACAAUGCUGAAGGCAGUUUUCAGAGCUCUUAGGAAAAUGUGUCCCCAAACAAAACAUUUUUUAUGACCACCAGAAAGAGAAUCAAUAAUCUGUUGCUCUGAAUAAGCACCAUGAUCAGAUAAACGUUUAGCAUAACUCCUAUAUGAACUCACUGCAGAGAGAAAUUACUCUGAAGUAUGUCUAAUGAAUACAGGGGAACAUUAAGUCCAAACUCUGGAAGAUCUCGUCCCAUUCAAGGCAGCGGCCCGUACCUGAAAUAGCAUAGUCCCCACUUGGGGAGGCCACGGUGAUGGCAGAGGCAUUGCCAAUGCUCUCUAUGGGUCCAAGCCCCACAUGAUUGCUGAAGCUGAGCACCUGCCAGCCCAUGACCUUGGCGAGCUGCUGAACUGCAUGCACCUGAUGCUGUGACAUCUGCGAACGAAGAAAAGGACACUUUAUGCAUCUUCACCAUGGAGAUUUCCUUUGCAGUAACCUGACAUCAUGAUUGUAAACUUUUUUUGGGGUGCUUACUGCCUAGCACGGGAAUCCUCCUCUGUGACUGUUGCGGGGAGGAUCCCACCUUCCACUGCAGAGGCUAAAAUGGCCUGAGACUCACCUUCCCUGUCCACUGGCCAGCUUGAGCACAGGAAUAGGACCGAAGCUUAGCCAAGUGGAGACUCCCACCUCGGCCACGAAUGUGGAUCAACAUCGGAAGUAGCAGGGGGUGACUCUUCCAGUUACCUCUUCAAAUCCACUCACCACCCUCCUCUGCCCAGGGAGGAUCACCCAUAUGGUUCCAUCCUCUGGCUUUGGGUUGGGUUCAGACAACGGGAACCACUCAGGUAAUGGAAGCCAGAAGGAUGGUGGGGAAGAGAGUAAGGUCAGGGCACUUAUAACCCCAGUACACUCCCCUGUGAGGUUGUAUCCUGUGACAGAAGGUGUCUGCUUUUCUCAAGUGGCCUGGUGCACAGGACUCUGCUUCAGGGCACCCAUAAGCGCCCCUCUUAUCUCUUUGGCCUAGGACUGGUGACCACUAAGCCCCCCAGGCCUGCUUACCUGGUUAUUACUAGCACUAGGUCACCACGCUCUCCCAGGCGUUCUCCGACACCCACACUUUUGUAAAUCCUUAGUAAUAUGAGCAUGCCACCUACUUCCUGUUAAAAUCCUGUCUGAUGCACUGGGGCCAUCUGGAGUGCAUUCGGCCCCUAUUGAGGAAGGAAGUAGCAAAUCAGGAUCUUCAAGCCUCCCCAUCAAUUCUGGGAGCUACCCACCAGCCUUCCAAUAUAUUUCUGUGUAUACAUGCUUCAGGUGACCAAAGUCAUUUAAGGUGUAAGCAAGCAACCAAGAGGUACUGUACCUCACAGAUGCAUUUCAUUUACUUGGCACCAGAGUCAGGAUAAUAGAUUAUUGCUUCUAGGAUGGAGAGCAUCAGUAUUUUUUUUUUAAUUUUAUAUGAAAUAUGUGAAUUUUUUGAAUGGUAUAUCAGCAUUUCUAAACCCAUGCUUUCUCCCACAACUUGAUUUUUCACUGGAUCAUCAUAACUCCAUGAAGAACAUAGGAAAAAUACUGUUCUUAAUUUUAUAGAACAGGAAAGAAAGGUCCAGAAAUUUAUCCAGUGUCACAAAGCAAACGUGUGGUGAAGUUGGAACUAGAACCCAGCACUUUCCAUGCUGCUCCUUAAUACUGAAGAAUCUUUUCUUAGCGCUUAAGCAGAAUAUUCCACUGUUAUGGCGAAUGGUCACUACAGUUUUCUAUGUGAUCUGCCCUUCUCUGGUUUUCUGAGGUUAAUACUUCUUCACUUUUAUGAGGUCCCAAAGGGGUUGUAAAUCUUGGCAGACGUCAGAAAUAAAAAAGUUUGCAAUCUCAGAGCUGGUCCUUCAUCGUCAAUACAAACUAACUGGAAAUAAAUCUAGGGCAGUUUAUCAACAUUUUCAGUUAACCCAUAAAUUGUAAAAUAUUAAAUAAAGGGCAGAAAAAAUGGC
Messenger RNA from Mustela lutreola (European mink), 7711 nucleotides. RefSeq names its product V-set and transmembrane domain containing 5 (gene VSTM5). The record is from RefSeq and is a predicted model, not a curated record. Bases 372 to 974 code for a protein of 200 amino acids. Gene Ontology annotation, cellular component: axon; dendrite; plasma membrane. Gene Ontology annotation, biological process: filopodium assembly; positive regulation of excitatory synapse assembly. NCBI's taxonomy places the organism in Eukaryota, Metazoa, Chordata, Mammalia, Carnivora, Mustelidae. The transcript is spliced from 7 exons.